CACACAAGAAACACACCACACGGAUCAUAAUCCACAACCACUCAUCCACCGUUGAUUUAACCAAAAUCCAACGGCCACAACCCCCUCCCACCCUUUCAACACCACCACCCCAAUCUGCAACCCUCCACAACUCAAAAACUUUCACAUCCCGCCUUUAACAAACCCCACCUAUAUAAAACCCCACCCAUUUCCACCAUCACAAACACCCACCACCCAAUUCAUCACCAAUCAAUCAAACCCACAAUCUCAAAUCAAUCAUGUCUGGCCGUGGAAAGGGAGGCAAGGGGCUCGGAAAGGGCGGAGCAAAGCGACACAGAAAGGUUCUUCGUGACAACAUUCAGGGAAUCACCAAACCCGCCAUUCGCAGAUUGGCUCGCAGAGGUGGAGUCAAGCGUAUCAGCGGCUUGAUCUAUGAAGAGACACGUGGCGUGUUGAAGAUCUUUUUGGAAAAUGUCAUCAGAGACGCUGUUACCUACACCGAACACGCUCGCCGUAAAACUGUCACUGCUAUGGAUGUCGUUUAUGCUCUUAAACGACAGGGCCGUACCUUGUACGGAUUCGGUGGUUAGAUCAUUUAGGGUUAGGGUUUUUAGAAGAUUAUCUGUUUCGUUGUAAUCUAUGUUAUGUUAUCUGUUUUCAAUUCACCAUCUUGGUGUAUGGUUUAAUGAUGAAGAAGUUUCUUAUUUUAAAUCUUUAA
Helianthus annuus (common sunflower) is the source of this 697-nucleotide messenger RNA. Its product is annotated as histone H4. Gene Ontology annotation, biological process: nucleosome assembly. The record is from RefSeq and is a predicted model, not a curated record. Gene Ontology annotation, cellular component: nucleosome. Gene Ontology annotation, molecular function: DNA binding; protein heterodimerization activity; structural constituent of chromatin. The transcript has a single exon. Bases 258 to 569 code for a protein of 103 amino acids. Lineage: Eukaryota; Viridiplantae; Streptophyta; Magnoliopsida; Asterales; Asteraceae.